Molecule: messenger RNA, 2276 nt
Organism: Helianthus annuus (common sunflower)
Lineage: Eukaryota; Viridiplantae; Streptophyta; Magnoliopsida; Asterales; Asteraceae
Product: putative receptor-like protein kinase At4g00960
Exons: 8
Coding region: 143-2101 (652 amino acids)
Biological process (GO): protein phosphorylation
Molecular function (GO): protein kinase activity; ATP binding
Source: RefSeq, a predicted model, not a curated record
UGUAAUAUCCAAACGAAUAUAUUAGGCACUCACUCUUGACCGUGGAAAAUGAGUUUAAUAGCGUAAAUGUACCUAAUUAAACUCUACCUAUUGAAGCAGGAAAUCAAAUAAUCAAAGAACCAGAAAGAACACGAAGCUGAACAUGAAACAACUGGAAAAAAGCUGGUUCUCGUGGCGGCUAACCGGUCUGACGGUGCUAGUGAUGUUCAUAGCCAUGGUAGAGCCGGUUACAUCACAGGCCAGUGAUAGAAAUAGCACCCUGAUGAGAUAUUUUUGUAGUUUAUUUGAUAGUAGGAACUCAAACUAUUUCUUGAGCAACCUCAACACUACCCUUUCUAGUCUCCAUCAGCAGUUAACGGUCAACCGCGUAAACUAUGCUGUUGGGCGCACUCUGCUCAAUGGCGAGUCCGUGUGGGGCCUUGCUUCAUGUCGGGGUUACGUCUCGAAUGCCGAUUGUGUUGCUUGUUACAACUAUGCUGUGUCUCAGUUAAGAGUUUGUGGGCUUAGCAAUGGAGGUCAAGCUUUUUAUACUGACUGCGAUGUCAGGUAUGGGAAUAAUAAUUUUUAUGCUGAGACUAAUAUCCGGGCUGGUUUGGUAAGCUGUGGCAAUACAACAUCACCUCAGCCAGAAAACUUUAGGAAUGCAGCAGAAGCUUUGAUGUCAGACCUUCGAACCGCUGCACCAAGAACAUCAAAUUAUUAUGUCGCUUCAACAAGACGGGUAACUAAUGGUAACCGUACUGUAUACGCCAUUGCACAAUGUUAUCUAAACUUAAGCCAGAGUGCUUGUCAAGAGUGCUUAAAUUUCCGAUAUAGUUCUUUAGAUGCUUGCCUUCCUGGCACAAAUGGGAGGGCUGUUGACAAUGGAUGUUUUAUGAGGUAUUCCAGCACUCCAUUUUUCCGAAUAAACCAGACUACUGAUAUCACACCUUUCCUUGGAGAUGAUAAUUCAAGUAAGAAGUGGUACAUAAUUGGGGGAGUUGUUGGAGGUGUAUGUUUGUUGUUACUGGUACUUACAUUUUUCUUGUGGAAAUUUCGAUCCAAAAAUACAAGUAGUCGUCCACAAGAUAAAUCAACUGGAUCAACUGACUUGCUUCAAGGUCCAGCAAAAUACAGCUAUGAUGAUAUAAAAAUAGCCACAAAUAGUUUCAGUGAUGAGCACAGUCUUGGAGGAGGGGUGUUUGGUGAAGUAUAUAAGGCCACUCUCAAAGAUGGGAAUACGGUUGCAAUUAAGAAAACAAUCAUGGCCUCUAGUAGAGGAAAGACACACUUUGAUGACGAACUUAAGAUUAUAUGCAACGUUCACCACAGGCAUCUUAUACGCAUUCUUGGAUAUUGUAACAAAGGGCCAUCUUUAUUUCCGGUCCAUGAGUACAUGGACAAUGGUAGCCUUGAUCAGUUCCUCUAUGGUGACAAAUCAAUGAACCUAAAUUGGAGACAAAGGUUUGAAAUAAUCUAUGGGACAGCGCGAGGUCUUGCAUAUCUACAUGAGCAAUACCACGUUACCAUCAUUCAUAGGGAUAUCAAAACCAGGAACAUUUUACUUGAUAAUGAAUUUCAGCCUAAAAUUGCGGAAUUUGGGUUGUUACGCCUGCUCGCAGAAGAUAAGACUCAUCAUAGCACCAAAUUGGCAGAAUCCAUGGAUAGCUGUUACGUUGCACCAGAAUACGCCAUACAUGGGCAGUUAUCUGUGAAAGUAGACACAUACAGCUUUGGUAUCGUGGUCCUUGAAAUUAUUAGUGGAAAGAGGUGUCACAAUGUUAAAGGUGACGAAUCAGUUGGCCAAAGCCUCCUUGAUCAUGCUUGGGAUCUAUAUGAUAGCAACACACAUUCGAUCCUUGUGGAUGAAAGACUAGAUCCUAGUGAAUAUGCAAUAGAAGAUGUAAAGAAGAUCAUAGAGAUAGCAUUGAUGUGUACUCAGUCACCAGUUUCUGCAAGGCCUGCAAUGUCUGAAGUGGUUUCGCUAUUAAGUGACAAAUCACUAUACGAAAUGCCCGUAAGGUCUACCUUUCAUGAAGAGGACAUCAAAAUUAAAGUUGAUACAUUGGCGUCGGUAUCCUCCAAUGCCACGAACUCCAGCAUUCAGCUCACUGGUCGUUAAAAUUUCAGUUAUAUCACAUGAUUCACAUCACAUGUCAUGAAUGAAUAAUAAGAUCGCCCGGUAGCAUAUUAUCUCUUUAGAAUUCUUCUCAUAGAUUUAUAUUAUUUAUGAAAUGUUUUAUCUUUUUCUUUUUUGACAAAUAUAAUAAACCUGUAUAGAUGUCUGUUAUAAAAAC